UCAUUUCAGUUGAGUUCUGUUUCGGUUCGGUUCGGUUUAGUUCCGUUUUCUAAGAUUUCGAUUUUUUAUUUCAGUUAUUUAUUUUUACUAAAGAAAUAUUCAGUAUAAUAUAUACACUUUAAGCCUCAAAUAUUUAAUCGAAUAAAUUUACUAAAUUUCCCGUGGAUUGUGUGCUUUUUAACGACAAUGAUGAUGACGACGAUCUGUGGGAUUAACUCGCCCUGGAACUGAACGAUGGAUCUAGCAGAUCAAAUCGAUGACUAUAUCUGUUCGUUCGAGGGACUUGGUGACUUAACAAUGGACUCGCUGGCCAUCUUCAUUUUCCUGUGGGCCGUUCUGGCCCUCUUCUCCGUUUGGCUGAUCAAGCUGCUCUACCACAAGUAUCUCAACAAGGACAAGGCCUCCAGUGCGGCCAACAGUCGCCAGACGAGCGUGGCCCCCACCUCCGGAUCGCCUUCAUCCAUCGCCGGCAAGACGGAGAAGCGUCUCUCGGAACCGCGCGACUUACUGGCCACCAAGAGCAAGGUUGAGGAUCUAUCCAAACCCCUGACCGGUGGAUCUGGGGGACGAGGACGCUCCUCGGCUUCGCCACUGAAUUCUGGAGGGGCUGCUGCUGGAGGACCUCGUCGUCGAGUGGUUCGUCAGAGUUCCACGGGACCAGAAAACCGAAAGAAGCGAUAUGUGGCACCACCUUCGAAUGUCGUUGGUCCAGAAACAAGCUCCGUCACCUGGACCAGCCAGGUGUUCCGCUGGCUCUAUAGCGACCUGGUCAUCGUGAACGAGCUGCUGAUGUCCUGGGUAAUUGCCAUCAACGACACGCUGCGCAAAUCCGUGGAGGAGCAUGGAGUGGCCGUCGAAGUGGUUCGAGUGCUGCCCGACAGCCCUGCCCCCGAGUUGAAAAACAUAUUCUGUAAUUGCGAUGAGAACAAUCCCGCUGAUAUGCUCAUCACCUUUGAUUGCGAGGCGAUGCCGGUGCUGCAGGUCAAGACCUUCCGCCAGAAGGCUGGAAAGGUGGAGACCUCCCACUACAAGGUCACCGUGUCUAGGUUCCGCGCCCGCAUGGCGAUUCCCAUGAACUACAACUCCCUCAAGGGUGAGAUGCGAGUCGAGGGCUAUCCAGAUGUUCGCAUUGCGAUGAACAGCGUGGGCGCCAUCAAGGCGAUGGACCAGGACGAACAGCAGCUGCAGACGGUGAUCAGCGACAUCCUGUCGACGGCUCUCCGCGACACCGUCUACCCGGUGGACUUCUCCAUCUACUCCACCUGCCCGAGGGCGGAGGUGGAGCCACUGGACCUGCCCGUAAUCUAUCCCGUUCACUAUGACUCGCUGGCGCACAACAUGGAGCACCACAUGGGCGCACUGGGACUGAGGGAGUCACAGCACAUGGUUUCCGGCCGCCGGCUGCUGGUGAAGAUCGUCAAGGGCGAGGGUAUCAGGGAUGCCCACGAUCCCUACGUGGUCAUCGAAAUGGACGAGCCGGCACAGAAGAACCAGACGGGCACCCAGCGGGGCAGCAAACCCUUCUGGGAUGAGCACUUCCUCUUUGAACUCUCCCCCCAAUCGGCCGAAAUCCUGUUCGAGGUGUACGACCAUCCGGUGAUUGCCUCGGAUCCGCCCAAGUUCCUGGGCCUCGGCCUGGUUGGAAUCGAUGAGCUGGCCGUGGGACCCGCCUCCACUCAGCUGCUCCAGUUACAGCCACGUCCCUAUGAGACGCAACCCGUUUCGGGAGCCAUCACCGUGGACUUUGUGUUCAUCGAGGGCGCCGAGAUCCCGGUGAAUGCCCGGCCGCAGCGUCUGAAGGAGGCACUGCGUCUCAGCACGCCGGCCAUCAACGAGCACAUCAGGAACGGAGCGGACUUGGCGGAUGCAGCCGUGAGAGCUCUGCAGGAUGGAGCGCUCUCGACCACCGGAAGUGGUGGUCAGCCCAGCAAGAGCACUCUGAUCAUCCACAGUGUUCAGCGAAAUUCGAGCAGCCCGAAUGCAUUUAAGGUUGAGGUGAACAAGGAGGGUCACAUCGAGGUGACCGAGGCUCCAACGGAACUGGACCAGGCCGUGGCCCAGGCCUUCGAGCGGGCCAAGAGCGAGCUCGAGCUGGAGGAGAAGGCCAAGGAGGAGAAGGCCUCCAUUCAGCUGGGCGAAGCCCUCAACGAUUCAGGUAACGGCACCGUCAACGAGGAAAGUACCGCCGAGUUUGGUCAACCGAAUGCCGCUUCUUCGCCCAAUGGCAGUGGUUAUCACAACAACUACAGUUUGAAUGGCACUGGCAACACGAAUGGCGCCGGAUCGGGUGGAUAUAACAGCCUGCCGAGGAAUGGGGGCGCCUCCCAGUUGGGCCAGCAUUCGGUGGGAUUAAUCGAGGGCCAUGACGUCGUCGACGAACGCGGACGGAGCAAAAAACGUAAUUUCUUUGGCACCCUCAAGAAGCGGCUAAGUCGCUCGAAAACACGAACCCUAUCGGCCGAUCAGCCCAAUAAUAACAGUCAUAAGUCACUAUCAGCCACCAACUCGAAUACAACAGCAACAGGCACCGGAUUCUCGCGAACAGCCACCGGAACCCUCAAUGAAUCCUCGGCCAUCUCAGGCUUCUCCUCGGCCAGCAACAAAACCUAUGUGCACGAGGCAUCCACCUUGGUGCUGGAGACCAUCGAGAACGGCGUGAAGCGCCACUUUAUUGUGCCUUUGGCCAUCGCCCAGAGACCGCGUUGGCGUCGCAAGGGCACCAAGCUGCACAUCUACAACGAUCACACCUUCAUCGCCAAGCACUUGAGCGGAAGCGGUCUGCAGUGCUCCAUUUGCAUGAAGUCCAUCCCCCGGAGGCCAGGAAAACAGGGCUACGAGUGCCGAGACUGCCAGCUGAUCUGUCACAAGCAGUGCCACAUACGGGCACCCCAGGCAUGUCCCAAUCCCACGGUGCUCUCCAUGGAACUAACCAAACUUAACUCAGCUGCGGCAGACCGCAGUAUACGGAAGCUGUGAGAGGGGAACUCCCCGCGAAUCCCAUCGGAUCCAUCCAGCCGAGAAAUCGAGAAACCGGAAACCUUAAUCGAAUUAAUAUCCUAGCUAGAUUAUACGAAGGAGCUGUGCAUACUAUCUUCACCUGCUAUGGAAAUCCUCAAAAUAUUACGUUAUUUAUUUAUACACUCACGCGAACACAAAACACAUGUGCAAUAAGUUCUUUGGAUUCGUUUUAAACUCCCUACCAACGUGCUCGAGCCCUUUGAUAUUUUGUAUUUUCUACAACACGAAUAAUAAUUGUACAAAAUAAAAGCGAACUAGGGUUUUCUUGUUUUUUAUCAAAUAAAAGGUAAAACAGAAA
This is a messenger RNA of Drosophila ficusphila, 3316 nucleotides long. RefSeq lists its product as uncharacterized. NCBI's taxonomy places the organism in Eukaryota, Metazoa, Arthropoda, Insecta, Diptera, Drosophilidae. The record is from RefSeq and is a predicted model, not a curated record.